Molecule: messenger RNA, 489 nt
Organism: Adineta steineri
Lineage: Eukaryota; Metazoa; Rotifera; Eurotatoria; Adinetida; Adinetidae
Source: the annotation of a GenBank genome assembly
AUGGCAAAAAUUCGUCUUACACUUAUUUUAUUACAUGUUUUUAUAACGAUUUUUUUAAUCUAUAGUCUUCAUCCUCAUUUAUCUCGUACUUCAAAUGAAUCUAAUACUGAAAAACAAAUUUCAUCAAUUAUUGGUUAUUUAAAUCAUUUAUUUUGCACAACAUUUUAUCAUUCAUUAUGUAUUCUUGCUCUAUGGCUUAGACAUCGUUAUGAUGCUGGAUUAAUCCGUGCAAGUGGUGUAUUAUUAAUUGGAGAAUUAUUACAAACUUUUACAGUUAUUGUUCAACACGCUCUUGAUACAAAGCCUAUUCCUCGUCCAGAACUUUUUCUCGAUGUUAUUUGUGUAUGGAUAUUUUUAGCAGCAAUAUUACUUACAUUUCAUUUAGCUAAAAACGUUUCUAAAUAUGAACAACAUACAUUAAAAUUCGAAUCAAUUCAAACACGUGCUAAUGAAGAAUCAACAGAUGGUAGAGGAGAUUUUUCACUUUAA